Molecule: messenger RNA, 1650 nt
Organism: Heterobasidion irregulare TC 32-1
Lineage: Eukaryota; Fungi; Basidiomycota; Agaricomycetes; Russulales; Bondarzewiaceae
Exons: 7
Coding region: 1-1650 (549 amino acids)
Source: RefSeq, a predicted model, not a curated record
AUGAGCCGCGGUCGCCCACAGUCCGCGCUCUACUACCAGAUCGGCGGCUAUCUCGCAGACUCCACUCACUGGUUCGGCUACGACACCCCCAAGCUCGUCGACGCCUUCUGGCAGCUCGAGCCGGGCGGGAUCGACCUCACACUCGGCAUCGUCCCCUCCGGCGCCAGCUACCUGCUGCUCCCCCUCGACAGAUGGCCCGCCCUCCAGCGCGCAUACGGCCUCCGCACGCCCCACAAAUCGCGCCCCGCCUCCGCCUACCUCUCCCUCAGCCCAAUCCACUUCGACACCCCGGCCGCCUUCAAGAAGAAGCUCGACUCUCUCCGCCCCAAAAAAACAAAACAGCCCACUGACACCAGCCAGGCCAACAAGCGCUACGCCAUCGGCCCCAAGGACGGCGGCGCGCCGCGCGCCGCGUUCGAGCACUCCAGGCUCCUCCUGCGUGCCCUGCGCGCAGACUUCGACGUCGCGCCGUACGGCCUCGCCCGCGGUACGCAGUGGGCCGACCUCCAGGUCCUCGCGCUCGCCUUCAACCGCUGGUCCAUGGGCACCCAGCUCCUCGACCUCGGCUGGACCCGCGCCCGCCUCGGCGCCGCGCAGCUCGACACCCAGUCCGCGGUGCACAUCGCCCUCGCAGAGGGUGCGCACUUCGGCGUAGAGAAGCGCAGGAAAGCGGCGUUCAAGCACGGCGAGGCCGAGACGAUGGGCGCGCACGCCGCCGCGGCGCGCCUGCGCGACACGCUCGCAGAGAUGCGCGCCGCGCCCGUGCUCCUCCUCGUGCACGACGAGCCCGCCGCGCGCGCUGCGCUCCACGACCUCGGGAUCGAGACGUCCACGUGGGCUUCCGGCGCCGACGCGCUCCUCCGCGCCGGACUGGUCAAGCACGAGGCCGACCGCCGCCCGCCGUACCGCGACGAGCGCUCGUACGACAGGCCCUCCCACGACUCGCGCGCGCCCUACAGAAAUGAAGACCGCGGGAAUGGCAGGCGGGACGGCUAUGGCUACGACUACGACCGCGGCCGCGACCGCUCCUACGCGCCGCCGUCCCGCAACGACCGCGCCCCCGCGCGCCGCUCGCUGUCUCCCCACCGUGACCGUGACCGCGACCGCGCCCGCGACAGACGGGACGACCACGCUCGCGAGCGUGACCACUCCCGCUCCGACCGCGCGCGGGGCCCGUCUUCCCGCUCCCGCUCGAGCGAGCGAGACGGGCCCGCGGACGCGGGCGGCGGGGUGUACGUUGUCGACGUGCACGUGCUGUUCGACGCGCUGACGCAGAAGGCGCGCACGCGGCGCACGAUCGGGGCGGACGCGCGGGACGCGGGCGUGCGCGAGGCGGGCGAGGGGGAGUGGUGCGCGGGGAACGAGAGCCGGGUGUUGGCGGAGCUGUGGUACACGAUGGCGGCGGGCGAGGCGAUCGACGAGCAGCGCGCGGCGCGGUGGCCGGAUGGCCUUGGCUCGGGGGGGCCGGCUGCGGCUGGUGGUGCUGGUGGUGCUGGUGGUAGGUCUGGGGACGCGACGGACGACGUGGACCCGAACGACGUGGACCCGAACGACAUCGAGCCGGCGCGCAACGCGGCGCUGACUAUCUACGACGACUUUGACCUGCACGACUCGGAGGAGGAGCGCGGGGACGCGCAGUAUCUCUACUGA